Molecule: messenger RNA, 687 nt
Organism: Branchiostoma floridae (Florida lancelet)
Lineage: Eukaryota; Metazoa; Chordata; Leptocardii; Amphioxiformes; Branchiostomatidae
Exons: 4
Coding region: 1-687 (228 amino acids)
Biological process (GO): positive regulation of extrinsic apoptotic signaling pathway; TRAIL-activated apoptotic signaling pathway
Cellular component (GO): cytoplasm; CD95 death-inducing signaling complex
Molecular function (GO): death receptor binding; caspase binding
Source: RefSeq, a predicted model, not a curated record
AUGGCUGACAAUCCUCGCCAGGAUCUGUACCUGGAGAUUUCUCGAAACCUGGUAGAUGUAGAACUUACCAAUCUUCGUAACUAUGUCAGCGGUGCAAAGAUUUUACCAGCAAGAUUCGUCGAGAAAGCCGACGGUCACCAGAUCUGCAACCAACUUGAGAAAGAACAGAAGUUGAAACCAGGUGAUCUCUCUCUUCUGGCAAACAUCUUAAGAAAAAUCGGCAGACAUGACUACGCUGAGCAGGCGGAGAAUGUUGCUGAGAAUGAAAGGAAAGAACAAAACAGCGGGAGAAGGUCGGCUGUUUGCGACAGUUCAUCCGACCAGGAGACACCUGCCAAGCAACGAAAGCAACACCUUGGCGCAAAGCAACAAGAGGGACGGUUCCAACGGAAGACGAAAGUUGACGUGUCGAAGUAUUUCGACAAAGUCAUCCAUGAUGUCAGCGCCGAUUGGGACGACUUGGCGCGAGAGCUGAAAUUCAAGAGAAACGAGAUAAGAGGAAUAGAGGCCAUGGAACGUGACAUCGACAGAAGAUGUAGAGAGAUGUUAGAAAGGUGGAGAAACAGGGAAGGAAAAGCUGCAACUCUUCAAGCUCUGAAGAGGGCUCUCGUCAAGAUUAAUCACAAACUCACUGCUGAAACAUUGGAAUUGGAAGAUUCAUCAGACUCUGAGUCUUCAGAAGACUAG